Molecule: messenger RNA, 1112 nt
Organism: Brassicogethes aeneus
Lineage: Eukaryota; Metazoa; Arthropoda; Insecta; Coleoptera; Nitidulidae
Source: the annotation of a GenBank genome assembly
AUAUUGUUGGCAUUACGUGCACGUUGUAGUUUUGAGGUUAUAAUCCACAUGUUUUGAAAUAUCGUGUUAAUUUCGUGUAAACAAACGUAAACAUGCUGCGGCGACAAGCUCGGUUAAGACGCGAAUAUCUCUACAGAAAAACCAUAGAAGACAGACAAAAAUCCAUCCAGGAUAAGAAGGACAAAAUAAAGAAGAGUUUGGACCAAAACAUACCGAUACACGGUGACUUGCAGAAAAAGGCUCUGCAUUAUUCGAAGAAAAUAGAAUGGGAGGACGAGGGUCCCUCAGCGGCGACGCAGCUGGGGGGCGAAAGUGGGGGCGCGUUUGCGAAUUCGCAGGACGACGAAUACAGAUAUGCUGGUGUGGAGGACCCGAAGAUCGUCAUAACGACUUCUCGGGACCCCAGCGCCAAAUUAAAGCAGUUUGUGAAAGAAAUGCGCCUGAUUUUCCCCAACGCGCAGAGGAUGAACCGCGGUAACUAUGAGAUGAAGCAAUUAAUGCACGCUUGCCGUGCCAACGAUGUAACUGACUUCAUUGUGGUGCACGAACACAGAGGUAUCCCUGACAGUUUGGUGGUCUGCCAUUUACCAUACGGCCCCACUGCUUACUUUACCAUGACGGAUGUGGUGAUGAGGCACGAUAUCCCCGAUAUUACGACAAUGUCGGAGCAGUACCCCCAUCUGAUCUUCCACAACUUCAAAACCCCGCUAGCGGAGAGAACGAUGAACAUUUUAAAGUACCUUUUCCCCGUACCCAAGGAGGACUCCAAGAGAAUCAUGACUUUCGCCAAUCACGACGAUUAUAUCAGUUUUAGGCACCACAAUUUCAAAACUGUCGACAGGCAGGUCGAGUUGAGCGAAGUUGGCCCCCGAUUCCAGUUGCGAUUGUACGAAAUUAAAUUGGGGACUUUGGAUACAGCCGACUCAGCUAAUACUGAAUGGGCACUAAGACCAUACAUGAAUACGACCGUUAAAAGGAGGUUUUUCAGUGAUGACGACGGCUGGAGGCAAGACGAUGACGUGGCUCAAGAUUAAACUUAUUUACUUUUAUAAACUGUAUUAUUUUUUUUAUUAACUAAUGUUGAAUAAAUAAAUAUUUUUUUUACAGAAGUU